Cinclus cinclus is the source of this 409-nucleotide messenger RNA. It is a transcript of the gene OST4, whose product is annotated as oligosaccharyltransferase complex subunit 4, non-catalytic. Gene Ontology annotation, cellular component: oligosaccharyltransferase complex. NCBI's taxonomy places the organism in Eukaryota, Metazoa, Chordata, Aves, Passeriformes, Cinclidae. Bases 113 to 226 code for a protein of 37 amino acids. The transcript has 2 exons. The record is from RefSeq and is a predicted model, not a curated record.
GCGGAAGUGGCGCGUGCAGGGAGACGUGUCGGAGCGGCGGGCCCGGAACGGGAGCCGGGGCACCGGGGGAGCCAGGCAGGAGCGGGAGCCGCGGGGCACCGGGGGAGCCAGGAUGAUCACGGACGUGCAGCUCGCCAUCUUCGCCAACAUGCUCGGCGUCUCACUCUUCCUCCUCGUUGUCCUCUACCACUAUGUGGCCGUCAACAACCCCAAGAAGCAGGAGUGACGGAGCCCCGGUGAAGCCUCCACCGCGAUGGUCUCGCAGCGGCGCCACUCCCGCCGCCCCUCGCUCCCUCCCGCGGGGCUGCCCCACGAUCCCUCGGCGGAGCCCCGAGAGGCGCGAGGCCGAGCUUCUUCCAAACCAGCUUUAACAGAAACACGAUGAUACACGACAAAACCGAGUGGCGUC